Messenger RNA from Alligator sinensis (Chinese alligator), 9797 nucleotides. RefSeq names its product spectrin alpha chain, non-erythrocytic 1. Gene Ontology annotation, biological process: actin cytoskeleton organization; regulation of translational initiation; poly(A)+ mRNA export from nucleus. Lineage: Eukaryota; Metazoa; Chordata; Crocodylia; Alligatoridae. The transcript has 72 exons. The record is from RefSeq and is a predicted model, not a curated record. Gene Ontology annotation, molecular function: actin filament binding; phospholipid binding; translation initiation factor binding. Bases 49 to 9600 code for a protein of 3183 amino acids. Gene Ontology annotation, cellular component: nuclear pore; cytoplasm; cortical actin cytoskeleton.
CUCUAUUUGCUGGGUGCCGAAGGUGGGAGCGGGUCCGGGGGAGCUAAGAUGCCGGCGGAGCGGCAGCGCUGGGAGACCCUGGAGGCGCUGAAGUGCUCCAGCAAAGGGCAGCUGAGCUACUGCCCUGACUGGCCGCGGGGCGAGGAUAUUUUGGAAGGAUGCAAGCCCCCUCUGAAGCUGUCUUCUUAUUCUGGCUGGGUUCUGGCUCGAGUGAAUGCCCAGUCUAUACAGGAAACUCCUGUCUCCAGAAGUUCUACGCCUAAUGAAUCCACUCCCCAGAAAGACCAGCUGUCCUCUCUUGUAAAAACUGCUUCUCCUGCCAGCCAGCUAGGCUCCUCUCCACUUUCAUCUCCGGCACUGAGUGAAACAAAGACCGAUGAGAAUGUUAAUCUGCUGGAGACUAGCUACAAAGCCUGUCCUGUGGUGUUGCCAUCUAAAGUUACAGAGAUAGAAGGCUGCAUACGGAUGUAUGAGGAGGUUCACAGAUUAAAAGGAAAGGAGGGUCUCAGACAGCGGCAGGAGCAGCAAGAGCAGUUGGCAAAGGCAGUCUCUGACAUGGCAAAUGAACAGCUGAAGCGCUUUGAUGAGCUGAAGGAGUUAAAACAGCAUCAGGAAUACCAGGACCUGCAGGAAGUGAUGGAGAAAAGCUCCAAGGAAGCUCAAGGACAGCAGGAGAAGUUGAAAGAGGAGCAUCGACACAGAGCAAAGAUUUUAAACCUGAAGCUGUGUGAGGCUGAACAGCAGAGGCAACAUCAGGAGGAAAUGGAGCGCCUUCGGAAGGAGGAAGGCCAGGAGAGGUUGCGCCGCCUCUAUUCCAUCCAGGAAGAGGUGCUCCAGCUUAACCAGCAGAUUGAUCCCAAUUACAGGCACAAAGACUUGCCAAGGAUAGACUUCUCGGCAUACAGUAACCGUGGUAACCAGAUCUGUGGGCUCGUGUCAGGGCUCAUUCGCACCACCAGUGAGAGAGGAUUCCCUUCUCCUGUAGAUGUGGUCAACACUGAGCGAGUACUGCAGGAAAUGCGAGGGUUAAUUUCUAGCAUGCAGCAGGAAAUUGCUGCAGCAGUGGAAGAGAAAAAGAGGAGGGAUGAAGAAGAGGAGAGAGAGAGGCAGAAAGAGCUACAGAAAAAAGAGCAGCUGAAGGCUCAGGCUCCAGUCCCUGCUCAACAUCCGGGGGGGAAACAGCAGAAAGAAGCUUCCUUAGGACUUCAAACUAAAGCUGAGGAGAGCACAAUGCAGUGGUAUCAGGAGCUUCAGGACACUGCUGACCAGUGUGUUUCUUCCUUCAGUGGGAUUGCAGACUGCAAAGACAAUCAGGUGAAGAAGAUCAAGAUGGAUCUCCAGAAGGCAGCCACUAUCCCCGUGAGUCAAAUUUCCACCAUAGCAGGCUCUCAGUUGAGAGAGAUAUUUGACAAGAUCAAUAACCUGCUCUCUGGGAAGUCUGUGCAAUCUGGAGGGCGAAUGGUAUCAGUGACUCAGCAUCCACAGGGCCUGGAUUUUGUUUAUUACAAACUGGCAGAGAAAUUUGUGAAACAAGGAGAGGAAGAAGUGGCUUCUCACCAUGAAGCAGCUUUCCCAAUUGCUGUGGUAGCUUCAGGAAUCUGGGAGAUACACCCCAGGGUGGGAGACCUCAUCUUAGCUCACCUGCAUAAAAAGUGUCCCUAUUCUGUGCCAUUUUACCCUGCAUUCAAGGAGGGGACUUCAAUGGAAGAUUAUCAACGGACACUUGGUUACCAAGUUACGGAUUCUAAAGUAGAACAGCAAGAUAAUUUCCUUAAGCGGAUGUCUGGAAUGAUCCGUCUUUAUGCUGCUAUUAUUCAACUCCGGUGGCCUUAUGGAAACAAACAGGGGACACACCCUCAUGGGCUGAAUCAUGGAUGGCGCUGGCUCGCUCAGAUGCUGAACAUGGAGCCUCUGGCUGAUGUGACGGCUACCCUUCUCUUUGAUUUCUUAGAGGUGUCUGGCAAUGCUCUCAUGAAACAGUACCAGGUACAGUUCUGGAAAAUGAUGCUCCUUAUUCGCGAAGACUAUUUUCCCAGGAUUGAAGCAAUCACCAGCUCUGGACAGAUGGGUUCUUUAAUGCGAUUCAAGCAGUUCUUGGAGAAAAUGGAUCCAAGUGGGGUAAAAGUGCUGGAAACAGCAGAGGACAUCCAAGAAAGGCGCCAGCAAGUCUUGGACCGGUACCACAGGUUCAAGGAAUUGUCUUCUCUGAGGCGCCAAAAACUUGAAGAUUCCUAUCGAUUCCAGUUUUUCCAACGUGAUGCAGAUGAGCUGGAAAAAUGGAUCCAGGAGAAACUCCAAAUUGCAUCUGAUGAGAAUUACAAAGACCCAACCAAUCUACAGGGAAAACUGCAGAAACACCAGGCCUUUGAAGCUGAGGUUCAGGCCAAUUCAGGGGCAAUCAUUAAACUGGACGAAACUGGAAAUCAGAUGAUUAAUGAAGGGCAUUUUGCAUCUGAAACUAUAAGAACUCGACUACAGGAACUUCAUCGACUGUGGGAGCUUCUGCUCGAGAAAAUGCGGGAGAAGGGAGUCAAACUACUACAAGCACAGAAGCUGGUGCAGUACUUAAGAGAAUGUGAAGAUGUUUUGGACUGGAUCAUUGACAAGGAGGCAAUAGUGACAUCGGAGGAGCUGGGCCAGGACCUGGAGCAUGUUGAGGUUUUACAAAAGAAAUUUGAAGAGUUUCAGACAGACCUGGCAGCCCAUGAAGAAAGAGUUAAUGAAGUGAACCAAUUUGCUGGUAAACUAAUCCAGGAACAACACCCCGAGGAGGAAAUGAUCAAAGCUAAACAGGAUGAAGUAAAUGCAAGUUGGCAACGCCUUAAGGGACUAGCCCUUCAAAGGCAGGGGAAACUCUUUGGAGCAGCUGAAGUUCAGCGCUUUAAUCGGGAUGUGGAUGAAACCAUAGGCUGGAUUAAAGAGAAAGAACAACUCAUGGCCUCCGAUGAUUUUGGUAGAGACUUAGCCAGCGUGCAGGCUCUGCUACGCAAGCAUGAGGGCCUGGAGCGAGACCUUGCAGCCCUGGAAGACAAGGUAAAGGCUCUGUGUGCAGAAGCUGACCGGCUGCAGCAAUCGCACCCAAUAAACGCUUCUCAGAUACAAGUGAAACGGGAGGAGCUGAUCACAAAUUGGGAACAGAUCCGCACUCUGGCAGCAGAGAGGCAUGCUCGCCUGAAUGACUCCUACAGACUUCAGCGCUUCCUUGCUGACUUCCGUGACCUCACUAGCUGGGUGACUGAAAUGAAGGCUCUAAUUAAUGCUGAUGAACUUGCAAAUGAUGUGGCUGGAGCUGAAGCCCUGCUUGACAGGCACCAGGAGCAUAAGGGUGAAAUCGAUGCCCAUGAAGACAGUUUUAAGUCUGCUGAUGAGUCUGGUCAAUCCUUGCUGGCUGCUGGGCACUAUGCCUCUGAUGAAGUUAAAGAAAAGCUGACCAUCCUUUCAGAUGAAAGAGCUGCCCUCCUAGAGCUGUGGGAACUUCGCAGACAGCAGUAUGAACAAUGUAUGGACCUACAGCUCUUCUACAGAGACACAGAACAAGUGGAUAACUGGAUGAGCAAGCAAGAAGCAUUCCUCCUAAAUGAAGACCUAGGUGAUUCUCUGGACAGUGUUGAGGCUCUGCUAAAGAAGCAUGAGGACUUUGAGAAAUCCCUCAGUGCACAGGAGGAGAAAAUCACAGCACUGGAUGAAUUUGCUACUAAACUGAUUCAGAAUAACCAUUAUGCCAUGGAUGACGUUGCUACACGCAGAGAUGCUCUGCUGAGUCGGCGGAAUGCACUGCAUAACAGAGCUAUGUGCCGCCGUGCCCAACUAGAAGACUCGUUCCAUUUGCAGCAGUUUUUCCGAGACUCUGAUGAACUAAAGAGUUGGGUCAAUGAAAAAAUGAAAACUGCAACAGACGAGGCUUACAAGGACCCAUCAAACCUGCAAGGAAAAGUUCAGAAACAUCAAGCUUUUGAGGCAGAGCUUUCUGCAAAUCAAAGUCGCAUUGAUGCUUUGGAGAAAGCUGGCCAGAAGUUGAUUGAUGUGAAACACUAUGCAUCAGAUGAAGUGGCAGCUCGCAUGAAUGAAGUCAUCAGCUUGUGGAAAAAGCUCCUGGAGGCUACUGAGCUCAAAGGAAUAAAGCUGAGAGAAGCCAACCAGCAGCAGCAAUUUAACCGCAAUGUGGAAGACAUUGAGCUAUGGUUGUAUGAGGUGGAGGGACAUUUGGCUUCUGAUGAUUAUGGAAAAGAUCUUACCAAUGUUCAGAACCUUCAGAAGAAACAUGCUUUGCUGGAGGCAGAUGUUACUGCUCACCAGGAUCGUAUUGAUGGUAUUACCAUCCAAGCUCGUCAGUUCCAGGAGGCUGGACACUUUGAUGCUGACAAUAUCAAGAAGAAACAAGAAGCUUUAGUGGCUCGCUACGAAGCACUGAAGGAUCCCAUGGUAGCUCGCAAGCAGAAGCUUGCUGACUCUCUCCGCCUGCAGCAACUUUUCCGUGAUGUUGAAGAUGAAGAAACCUGGAUUAGAGAGAAGGAACCUAUUGCAGCUUCCACAAACCGAGGCAAAGAUUUAAUUGGUGUCCAGAACCUGCUAAAAAAACAUCAAGCCUUGCAGGCAGAAAUUGCAGGCCAUGAACCUCGUAUUAAAGCAGUCACCCAGAAAGGAAAUGCGAUGGUGGAAGAAGGACACUUUGCUGCUGAGGAUGUAAAAAUCAAAUUGAAUGAACUGAACCAGAAAUGGGAAUCACUUAAAGCAAAGGCAUCUCAGAGGCGACAAGAUUUGGAGGACUCCUUGCAAGCACAGCAGUACUUUGCUGAUGCUAAUGAAGCUGAGUCAUGGAUGAGGGAGAAGGAGCCCAUUGUAGGCAGCACGGACUAUGGAAAAGACGAGGACUCCGCUGAGGCUCUUCUGAAAAAACAUGAGGCAUUGAUGUCAGAUCUCACCGCAUAUGGCAGUAGCAUACAGGCUCUGAGGGAGCAGGCUCAGUCUUGCAGGCAACAAGUUGCCCCUACUGAUGAUGAAACUGGCAAAGAGCUGGUCCUGGCACUCUAUGAUUACCAGGAAAAGAGUCCCCGUGAGGUCACAAUGAAAAAGGGAGACAUCCUGACACUGCUCAAUAGUACUAACAAGGACUGGUGGAAGGUGGAAGUUAAUGACCGUCAGGGUUUUGUACCAGCUGCUUAUGUGAAAAAGCUAGACCCUGCCCAGUCUGCCUCCCGAGAGAAUCUCCUGGAAGAGCAGGGCAGCAUAGCAUUGCGGCAGGAGCAAAUUGACAACCAGACUCUCAUAACUAAGGAAGUCGGCAGUGUAUCUCUACGUAUGAAACAGGUCGAAGAACUAUACCACUCUCUGCUUGAGCUGGGGGAGAAGCGCAAAGACAUGCUGGAAAAAAGCUGCAAAAAGUUCAUGCUUUUCCGUGAGGCUAAUGAGCUGCAGCAGUGGAUCAAUGAGAAGGAAGCUGCACUCACCAAUGAGGAGGUGGGAGCUGAUUUAGAGCAGGUGGAGGUACUGCAGAAGAAAUUUGAUGACUUCCAGAAGGAUCUGAAAGCCAAUGAAUCACGCCUAAAGGAUAUCAACAAAGUUGCGAAUGACCUGGAAUCAGAAGGGCUGAUAGCAGAAGAAGUACAGGCAGUACAGCAGCAGGAAGUCUAUGGCAUGAUGCCCAGGGAUGAAACUGAUUCUAAGACUGCUUCACCUUGGAAGUCUGCCCGUCUGAUGGUACACACAGUGGCUACCUUUAAUUCCAUCAAGGAGCUGAAUGAGCGCUGGAGAUCUCUGCAGCAACUAGCAGAAGAGCGAAGCCAGCUGCUGGGCAGUGCCCAUGAAGUUCAGCGAUUCCACAGAGAUGCCGAUGAAACUAAGGAAUGGAUUGAAGAGAAGAAUCAGGCAUUAAAUACAGACAACUAUGGACAUGAUCUGGCCAGUGUGCAGGCCCUGCAGCGCAAACAUGAAGGUUUUGAGAGAGACCUGGCAGCUCUUGGAGACAAGGUCAACUCUCUUGGAGAGACUGCACAGCGCCUAAUCCAGUCACACCCGGAGUCUGCCGAAGACCUUCAAGAAAAGUGUACUGAGUUGAACCAGGCCUGGAGCAGCCUGGGAAAACGUGCUGAUCAGCGCAAAGAGAAGCUUGGGGACUCUCAUGAUCUCCAGCGUUUCCUCAGUGACUUCAGGGACCUCAUGUCUUGGAUUAAUGGAAUCCGGGGCUUGGUGUCCUCAGAUGAACUGGCAAAGGAUGUGACAGGAGCUGAGGCUCUGCUGGAAAGGCACCAGGAACAUCGCACUGAAAUAGACGCCAGGGCUGGCACUUUCCAGGCAUUUGAACAAUUUGGUCAACAACUCUUGGCUCGCGGGCACUAUGCCAGUCCAGAGAUUAAGGAGAAACUGGAUAUUCUGGAUCAGGAACGGGCAGACCUGGAGAAAGCCUGGGUCCAGCGCAGAAUGAUGUUGGACCAGUGUCUAGAAUUACAGCUGUUUCAUCGGGACUGUGAACAGGCUGAAAACUGGAUGGCUGCCCGUGAGGCUUUCCUGAACACAGAAGAUAAAGGUGACACUUUAGACAGUGUUGAGGCUCUCAUCAAGAAACACGAGGACUUUGAUAAAGCAAUCAAUGUCCAGGAAGAAAAAAUUGCUGCUCUUCAGGCUUUUGCUGACCAACUGAUUUCUGCGGACCACUAUGCGAAAGGUGUUAUUUCUAACAGACGUGAUGAGGUUCUGGACAGGUGGCGUCGCCUGAAGGCCCAGAUGAUUGAGAAGAGGUCUAAGCUGGGAGAAUCUCAGACCCUCCAGCAGUUCAGCCGUGAUGUUGAUGAAAUAGAGGCCUGGAUCAGUGAAAAGCUCCAAACUGCAAGUGAUGAAUCAUACAAGGAUCCCACAAAUAUCCAGCUUUCCAAACUGUUGAGCAAACACCAGAAACAUCAGGCCUUCGAAGCUGAACUUCAUGCUAAUGCAGACCGGAUCCGUGGAGUCAUUGACAUGGGGAAUUCUUUGAUCGAUCGGGGAGCGUGUGCUGGCAGUGAAGAUGCAGUAAAGGUGCGCCUAGCUGCUCUGGCUGACCAGUGGCAAUUCCUGGUGCAGAAAUCGGCAGAGAAGAGCCAAAAGCUGAAAGAAGCCAACAAACAGCAGAAUUUCAAUACUGGAAUCAAAGACUUUGAUUUCUGGCUUUCAGAGGUGGAAGCCCUGCUUGCAUCUGAAGACUAUGGGAAGGACCUGGCAUCCGUGAACAACCUUCUGAAGAAACACCAACUGCUGGAAGCUGAUAUAUCUGCCCAUGAAGAUCGCUUGAAGGACCUGAAUGGCCAAGCUGACAGCUUGAUGACCAGCAGCGCUUUCGACACUUCCCAGGUGAAGGACAAGCGUGACACCAUUAAUGAACGCUUCCAGCGGAUCAAGAGUAUGGCAGCAGCCCGGCGUGCAAAACUAAAUGAGUCCCACCGUUUGCAUCAGUUCUUCCGGGAUAUGGAUGAUGAGGAGUCCUGGAUCAAGGAAAAGAAACUGCUGGUUAGCUCAGAGGACUAUGGCAGAGACCUUACUGGAGUGCAGAACCUAAGGAAGAAACACAAACGUCUGGAAGCAGAACUGGCUGCUCAUGAGCCUGCCAUCCAGGGUGUACUGGACACUGGGAAGAAACUGUCAGAUGAUAACACAAUUGGAAAGGAGGAGAUACAGCAGAGACUGGCUCAAUUUGUGGAGCACUGGAAGGAGUUAAAGCAGCUGGCAUCUGCACGUGGCCAACGUCUAGAAGAGUCUCUGGAGUACCAGCAAUUUGUGGCCAACGUUGAGGAAGAAGAAGCCUGGAUUAAUGAGAAAAUGACACUGGUAGCCAGCGAAGACUAUGGAGACACACUUGCUGCUAUCCAGGGAUUGCUAAAAAAGCAUGAAGCAUUUGAAACCGACUUCACUGUGCACAAGGACAGAGUAAAUGAUGUUUGUGCUAAUGGAGAAGACCUCAUUAAGAAGAACAAUCACCAUGAAGAGAACAUCACAGCCAAGAUGAAAGGCCUGAGGGACAAAGUGUCAGAUCUAGAGAAGGCAGCAGCUCAAAGGAAGGCCAAGCUGGAUGAGAAUUCUGCCUUCCUUCAGUUCAACUGGAAGGCCGAUGUUGUGGAGUCCUGGAUAGGUGAGAAGGAAAACAGUCUGAAAACAGAUGACUAUGGGCGAGAUCUCUCCUCUGUGCAAACACUCCUCACCAAGCAGGAAACUUUUGAUGCUGGUCUUCAGGCUUUCCAGCAGGAAGGAAUUGCAAAUAUCACUGCACUGAAAGACCAGCUACUGGCAGCCAAACACAUCCAGUCAAAGGCCAUUGAGGUCCGACAUGCUUCUCUGAUGAAACGCUGGAACCAGCUGCUGGCCAACUCUGCUGCCCGGAAGAAGAAACUCCUGGAGGCUCAGGAGCACUUCAGAAAGGUUGAGGAUCUAUUCCUGACUUUUGCAAAGAAGGCAUCUGCCUUUAACAGCUGGUUUGAGAAUGCAGAGGAAGACCUGACUGACCCUGUGCGCUGUAACUCACUGGAAGAAAUCAAGGCCCUGCGAGAGGCUCAUGAUGCUUUCCGCUCUUCGCUUAGCUCUGCCCAGGCUGACUUCAACCAGUUGGCUGAGCUGGACCGCCAGAUCAAGAGCUUCCGUGUAGCUUCCAACCCAUACACUUGGUUCACUAUGGAGGCUCUUGAGGAGACCUGGAGGAAUUUGCAGAAAAUCAUCAAGGAGCGUGAGUUAGAACUGCAGAAGGAACAGAGGAGGCAGGAGGAGAAUGAUAAAUUGCGCCAAGAGUUUGCUCAACAUGCUAAUGCUUUCCACCAGUGGAUUCAGGAGACCAGGACUUAUCUGCUAGAUGGCAUAGCAUAUCGUCGUGUCAUUCGUGUCUAUCAGUAUGAAGUUGGGGAUGAUCUAUCUGGAAGGUCUUGUAUGGUGGAGGAGUCUGGGACCCUGGAAUCACAGCUGGAAGCUACUAAGCGGAAGCACCAAGAGAUCCGGGCAAUGAGGAGUCAGCUGAAGAAAAUUGAGGACCUUGGAGCAGCCAUGGAAGAGGCACUGAUCUUGGAUAAUAAAUACACAGAACACAGCACUGUAGGGCUGGCACAGCAGUGGGACCAACUUGACCAGCUAGGGAUGAGAAUGCAACACAACCUGGAACAGCAGAUACAAGCUAGAAACACAACUGGAGUCACUGAAGAGGCCCUGAAGGAGUUCAGCAUGAUGUUCAAACACUUCGACAAGGAUAAAUCUGGUCGACUCAAUCACCAGGAGUUCAAAUCCUGCUUGCGUUCUCUAGGCUAUGACCUGCCUAUGGUUGAGGAAGGGGAACCAGACCCAGAAUUCGAAUCUAUUCUUGACACUGUGGAUCCAAACAGGGACGGGCAUGUCUCACUGCAGGAGUACAUGGCAUUUAUGAUCAGCCGAGAAACUGAAAAUGUUAAAUCCAGCGAGGAAAUAGAAAGCGCUUUCCGUGCCCUUAGCUCGGAGGGCAAACCCUAUGUGACCAAGGAGGAGCUCUACCAAAACCUGACUCGGGAACAAGCAGAUUACUGUAUCUCUCACAUGAAGCCCUACAUGGACAGCAAGGGCAGAGAACUUCCUUCUGCUUAUGACUACAUAGAAUUUACACGUUCACUCUUUGUGAAUUGAUACAAAGCACUAGCACUAAAAGAUGCAAAGAACGUGCUCGCGUUUGCUGACUAUAGCUCUGCAUGCGUCUCUUUGUGCUCUCUCUCCAAUAAUCAAUGUUACUUUAUGAUGUAACCUUUAAACUGCUUAGCUUAAACCCCUUAGGAAAAAACAAGUAUUGCAGUGUGCUUCAAUAAAAGUUACUGGUCCAAACUGGA